CCACGUGUGCGCCAUGCCAAACGCCGGGCCCUGCCGGGCCGCCCCUGCCCCCGCUCCUGGCCUUUCCCUUCGCCGCCCCGCCCCUCCCUCUUCGCCCCGCCCCCUCCCAGGGAGCCGAACGGGGCCGGACGGCGGCGUCGGGCGGAGACGGACGCGCACCGGCCAGCGGAGCGGACGCGCGGGGCUCUGGGCCGCGCAGGACGUAACCCGGCGCGGAGGCCGGGUCCAGCGCACACAGCGGGGCCGGGCCGGGCCGGGCCGGGCCGAGGCGGGCCGAAUAGGGCCGGGCCGGGCCGAGCGGGGCCGAGCGGGGCGGAGCGCCGGGGCCGGGCUGUGGCCGCGGCCGCCGCCAUGAAGCGGGACCGGCUCGGUCGCUUCCUGUCGCCUGGGGCGGCGGCGCAGCGCGGGGGCUCCGGCGGCGGCGGCGGCCGGCCCCGAGGCCGCCCGGCCCGCAGCGGGCCGAGCGUGGACGAGGCCGCGGCCUUGGUGGCGGCGCGGCUGGGCUGGGGCCUGGCGCGGGCCCGCGGGGACCCGGGCGAGGACGGCGCCGACGAGGCAGGAACAGGCCGGGCUCUUGCCAUGGGGCACUGUCGCCUCUGCCAUGGGAAGUUCUCCUCACGGAGUCUCCGCAGCAUUUCUGGCAGGGCACCUGGGGAGAGCUCAGACAGACCACCCCCAGGGGAGCGAGUUUUCAUCAGGGACUUCCAGCACUUGCUGGGGGUGGCCGUCCACCAGGACCCAGCUCUGUCUCAGUUUGUCUGCAAGAACUGCCACACCCAGUUCUACCAGUGCCAUGGCCUCCUCAAGUCCUUCCUGCAGAGAGUCAACGUCUCCCCGACCGGCCACCGGAAGACUUGCACAAAGGUUGGUGCCCAGCCCCCACCAGGGGCAGAGGAGGGAGCGUGUCUGGUGGACCUGAUCACUUCGAGCCCCCAGGGCCUACGUGACUUGGUGGCAUGGGUGCAUGGACACGCAGCCAGCUGUGGGGCCCUGCCUAACCUCCAGAGGACACUGUCCUCCGAGUACUGCGGUGUUAUCCAAGCCGUGUGGGGCUGUGACCAGGGCCACGACUAUACCAUGGACGCCGACUCCAGCUGCGGGGCCCUCUUGCUGGACAGUGCAUUGGCAGUCAAGUGGACAUGGGACAAGGAGAUGGCCCCGUGGCUCACCCAGCAUCGGGGAUCCAACCCCACUGGGGCUGCCCCUCAGAGCUCCCAGGGCAAAGCGACCACAGUUCCAGCUGAGACCGAGACACUGCCCAGCACGGACAUGGCCCAGCCUCCUUCAGAUGUCAUCCCUGUAGGGCCUGGGCUGAGCCCCCCACCUCAGCCAAGCUUCCCCUCAAGUGGGGCCCCAGGGCGGUUGGGUGAGAAGCAGGUUCCAUCUUCAACCUCGGAUGAUCGGGUAAAAGACGAGUUCAGUGACCUUUCUGAGGGGGACAUCCUGAGUGAAGACGAAAAUGACAAGAAGCAGAAUACCCAGUCCUCGGACGAAUCCUUUGAGCCUUACCCAGAAAAGAAGGUCUCUGGUAAAAAGAGUGAAAGCAAAGAAGCCAAGAAGUCUGAAGAACCAAAAAUCCGAAAGAAGCCUGGACCGAAGCCGGGCUGGAAGAACAAGCUCCGCUGUGAGAGGGAGGAGCUACCCACCAUCUACAAGUGCCCUUACCAGGGCUGCACAGCUGUGUACCGAGGGGCCGACGGCAUGAAGAAGCACAUAAAGGAGCACCACGAGGAGGUCCGGGAGAGGCCCUGCCCCCACCCUGGCUGCAACAAGGUGUUCAUGAUCGAUCGCUAUCUGCAGCGUCACGUGAAGCUCAUCCACACAGAGGUGCGGAACUAUAUCUGUGAUGAGUGUGGACAGACCUUCAAGCAACGGAAGCACCUUCUUGUCCACCAGAUGCGCCACUCAGGAGCCAAGCCUCUGCAGUGUGAAGUCUGUGGCUUCCAGUGCCGGCAGCGAGCAUCCCUCAAGUACCACAUGACUAAACACAAGGCUGAGACUGAGCUGGACUUUGCCUGUGACCAGUGUGGCCGGCGGUUCGAGAAGGCCCACAACCUCAACGUGCACAUGUCCAUGGUCCACCCUCUGACGCAGACCCAGGACAAGGCCCUGCCCCUGGAGCCACCGCCCGGGACUGUGGAGGGCCAGGCCGUGAAGCCCGAGCCUACCUGAACUCCGGGGGUAAAUGGGGUUAAGACCGUUUCAGUAGUUCCUCAUACGCAACCUGACAGCACAGCUUUGCUCGCUCGCUCCCCUGGAGCCCCCAUGCUGUACCCCCCCACCUGUGUGUCAGGAGGGCACUGAUCUGCAGCAUGGUGACCGUGGGCUCAGUGUGCAACUCACGUAGCCUUUCCAGCCUCCACUCUGGGACCAGCAUUUUCCUACAAAUACUGAAUGACUCGGGGCCGGACGGAUUUUAAAUAAUUGAUUCCUAUUCCCCACUAAAGCAAUCAAGGAGAUUUGUAACCCACUUUUUAGUGCAAGAGCUCCAUGUUAUGCUUGUAAUAAAUUAUUUACCAAGGAGCUGCGCAGGGU
Messenger RNA from Mirounga angustirostris (Northern elephant seal), 2535 nucleotides. RefSeq names its product zinc finger protein 276 (gene ZNF276). Gene Ontology annotation, cellular component: nucleus; chromosome; kinetochore. The record is from RefSeq and is a predicted model, not a curated record. Gene Ontology annotation, biological process: regulation of transcription by RNA polymerase II. Gene Ontology annotation, molecular function: zinc ion binding; chromatin insulator sequence binding. The transcript has 11 exons. Bases 352 to 2172 code for a protein of 606 amino acids. Lineage: Eukaryota; Metazoa; Chordata; Mammalia; Carnivora; Phocidae.